AUGUCCUGUCUUUUGGAGUUAGCUCGAUGCCCGGCCGGAGGAAGUAUCGCGGUGCCGCGCGGGGCUGCUGCCAGGGGGAACUUCGACGCGGUGAUUUGUUGCCGCGCAGUGGCAUACAGACAUGACAGACUACAGGGUGUGGUGUGUGCAGCGCGAGGAGAGCACAUGUGUGGCUGCGAGUGGGGCGGGGCGGAGGGUGGAUGGAUCCCUGAACGCACAUCCCACGCCACAUGCGCCGUGCUUGCUUGCAACCUCUCUGUCUCAGCGGCGCAACUCACGCUACACGCGCCACUCCCGCCGCACCGCCGCAACUCACGCUACACGCGCCACUCCCGCCGCACCAUUGACAGGGACAUGGAUCGGUCGAUAUCCCGGUCAAUUUAUACAAAUAUCUUCAAUUUCACCACCAGCACAAUGAAGCCAACCACUCUCCUCCUCACAGCUCUCCUCUCCGUUCUCUCCCUCACCGCCCAGGGCACCACCGUCUCCGGAUCCAAGUCAGGUGUAGGCGCCGCGCAUCUUCUCCCCCGCCAGCAGGGCGGCGCCUCCCUCCACCACCUCCACCGCCGCAACCCCGCCACCGCGAAAAAGGCGGCCCCAAAGCGGGCCGCCGCCAGGAAGACCACCGCCUCCAAGCAGACAGCCGCAAAGGCGAACACCGGGACGGGGACGAAGAAGGGCGCACAGGCCGGCACCAAGGCGAAGACAGCCUCCGCAAAGGGUAACGCGGGCACCGCAGACACCGGAGCGCUAUGUCUCCUCCCCCAGGCGGGGGGCAAGGCGGGCGCUAAGGGCAGGCUCGGGAAGCGUGGCGAGUGUGGUCUCACCGCUGAACCGACAGUGGGCACAUACUCGCUUGGGAUGAAGUGCUCGGCCGCGAAGAAGGCGAAGCGCAUGACGAGUGUAUUUCUUGUUACCGAUAAUGACCAGUUCUGUGCGCAAGAUUUGGGCCACCGCUACAGCGGAGCAAAGAUCAAGGAGGCGGCGAUCAAUGGGCGUGAUCAGUGGGUCGAGGAGCAGGCGGCGAUACAAAAGUACCUGAAGGAUACAUUGAACCCCUUAAAGAAUGAGGCGGAGAAGAAUGGUCUGAAGAAGGGCGAUCCCGGUUACCCAAAGUUUAACCUCCAGACACGCCGGUACCCAAAGGUGUUCGGGAACGAGAUUGGCGGCACUGGGAGGAAUAGGCUCGACCCCGUCAUCAGCGACGACGAAAUCAAAAACUGCCCGGCCGAAGUUACGAAGAGCGGGUGGGGGACGGUGUGGAUUUUUAUCGAGCAUCCCGUCCUCGAGACCGGCGAGGUCUUCGAUUCGAAACUUAACAAGAAUCAGAGGCCGGAGUCGGAUCGGGCUCUGUUUGUCCUUGAGCUGGCAACUUCAAAGAUUAAGUGUGUGUGGCUCAUUACACACGUGAGCAUGGAGAACAAUGCAGUCAGGGCGGGAUAUAGGGUACCUGCACCCAAAUAG
Molecule: messenger RNA, 1464 nt
Organism: Morchella sextelata
Lineage: Eukaryota; Fungi; Ascomycota; Pezizomycetes; Pezizales; Morchellaceae
Exons: 7
Coding region: 1-1464 (487 amino acids)
Source: RefSeq, a predicted model, not a curated record